Molecule: messenger RNA, 7580 nt
Organism: Amphibalanus amphitrite
Lineage: Eukaryota; Metazoa; Arthropoda; Thecostraca; Balanomorpha; Balanidae
Product: DNA polymerase epsilon catalytic subunit A-like
Exons: 45
Coding region: 460-7281 (2273 amino acids)
Biological process (GO): base-excision repair, gap-filling; mitotic cell cycle; DNA replication proofreading
Cellular component (GO): epsilon DNA polymerase complex; nucleus
Molecular function (GO): nucleotide binding; DNA-directed DNA polymerase activity; single-stranded DNA 3'-5' DNA exonuclease activity
Source: RefSeq, a predicted model, not a curated record
GUGUGUGGCCUUGGAAUAAACAGCGCGAAUAAUUACAGGGUCGGUUGGAUGGGUUGCAUAAUGCAUUCCUCUGAUAUUUGAUUUAUAAUUGCCAAAAUGGAAAUCUUCUUCCUUGACUAGUUAAUCUGUGAGAAGAAGUGUUGUUUGAUCUGUUGUUGCAUUAUAUUUGCCUUGAUGUCAUUGUCACUUGUAAUAGUUUGACUCACAUAAUUGUAAUUGCUGCUCACAUUUUUAUUAGUUGGUCACCUGUACUGCAGUUUAAGCUCUGGAGAGGACACUUGUAUCGACUGAGACAAGACAAUCUGGACCUGGAGAAGCAAGAACAUUUAAAGGUUUGAAGAAUAUGACAGUUAACAACAGUCCAUGCUCAUAAGAGUUAUAAUCUGUUGAUAUACAGUUUUGUGAAAGAAGACUGCUAUUAUUGUAAAGAAAUAGCAGCUGACUGGUACUCAGAUUAUUAUGGCUCAGGUGAAGCAGAAAGGAUUUCAAAAGAACACUGGGAGGUAUCAAGCUGAUAAGGAUGACAAUUGGAAGGAGGACGCAUCCGAGCGACGACUGCAGACCUGCCUCGAGAAUGACGCCAUCGAUACCAAGUUCGGCUUCGACCGCGCCCGCGAUGGCCGCGAGAGGGUCGGGUGGCUGCUCAACUUCCACGCCACUGAGAUACUGGACGAGGACAAACGGCUGGUGGCCGCCGUCGACUACUACUUCCUGGAGGAGAGCGGCGCCCGCUUCAAGGUGUCGCUGCCGUUCAAGCCGUACUUUUACAUCCUACCCGAGGAGGGCACCCACCAGGAGAUCGCUGCCUUCCUGUCCAAGAAGUACGCCGGAGUGCUGGCCGCCGUGGAGCCCGUCUCCAAGGAGGAUCUCGAUCUGCCCAACCACCUGGUCGGUCUGAAGCGCAACUUCCUGAAGCUGUCCUUCCUGACCACCAACGAGCUGCAGAAGGUGCGGAAGGACGUGGUGAAGGCGGUGCGGCGCAACCGCGAGCGCCGGGAGUCGCAGACGGCCUACUCGGAGCUUUUGACGUCUCAUAUGACCGGCACCGGCGGCGAUGAAGUCACUGAUAACAAAAACCAGAUGGACAACGUCAUUGACAUCAGGGAGUACGACGUUCCUUACCACGUGCGGGUCAGCAUCGACGAACACAUCUUCAUCGGCAAGUGGUACUCGGUGCGGAGCCGCGGCCAGGAGCCGCCGAUCAUCACCCUACGCGCCGACCUACUCGAGUGGCCCGACUGUAUCGUGCUGGCCUACGAUAUCGAGACGACCAAGCUGCCGCUCAAGUUUCCAGACGUCAAGACGGACCAGAUCAUGAUGAUCUCAUAUAUGGUGGACGGCCAGGGCUAUCUGAUCACAAACCGUGAGAUCGUCAGUCAGGAUAUCGAGGAUUUUGAGUACACGCCCAAGCCAGAGUUCGAGGGACCGUUCAUUAUAUUCAACGAGCCGAACGAGGCGGCCGUCAUACAGCGCUUCUUCGACCACAUUCUGGAGAUCCGGCCGCACAUUUUCGUCACCUACAACGGCGACUUUUUCGACUGGCCGUUCGUCGAGGGACGCGCCGCCGUGCAUGGCCUGGACAUGGCCAAAGAGAUCGGCUUCUCCAAGAACAACGAGGGCAUCUACGUGUCGCGCCCGAGCAUCCACAUGGACUGCCUGUGCUGGGUGCGGCGCGACUCCUACCUGCCCGUGGGCUCGCAGAACCUCAAGGCCGUGGCCAAAGCCAAGCUGCGGUACGAUCCUGUGGAGCUGAACCCGGAAGACAUGUGCCGCAUGGCCAACGAGGAACCGCAGGUGUUGUCCAACUACUCGGUAUCUGACGCGGUGGCCACCUACUACCUGUACAUGAAGUACGUGCACCCCUUCAUCUUUGCGCUGUGUACCAUCCUGCCGAUGGACCCCGAUGAGGUGCUGCGGAAGGGCUCCGGCACCCUCUGCGAGGCGCUGCUCAUGGUGGAGGCCUUCAAAGUCAACAUUGUCUUCCCCAAUAAGCAGGAGACGGUGCACAACAAGAUCACCGAGGACGGCCACGUGCUCGACAGCGAGACCUACGUGGGCGGACACGUGGAGGCUAUCGAGUCGGGUGUGUUCCGCGCCGACAUUCCGUGCCGAUUCAGAAUGGUACCUGAGGCGUUCCAGAAGCUAUUAGAGAACGCUGACGCCACGCUGCGGUUCGCCAUUGAAGUGGAAGAGAAGAUACCGAUGGAGCAGGUCACCAACUACGAGGAGGUGCUGUCUGAGGUCCGGGCCAAGCUGGAGGACCUGAGGGACACGCCCAACCGGCUGGAGAACCCCAUCAUCUACCAUCUGGACGUGGGCGCGAUGUACCCGAACAUCAUCCUCACAAACCGACUCCAGCCGUCCGCCAUGGUGGACGAAGCCACGUGCGCUGCGUGCGACUUCAACCGUCCGGGGGCGCGCUGCCAGCGCACCAUGAGCUGGAUGUGGCGAGGGGAGGUGAUGCCGGCCAAACGGAACGAGCUGCAGCACAUCCGACAGCAGCUCGAGAUGGAGAGGUUCCCUCCGUACGUGCGGGAGCCGGGCGGGGUGCCGGAGCCGGGAGCCAAGGAUCGCGCCUUUCACCAGCUCAGCAAGGACGAACAGGCCACCAUCGAGAAGAAGCGGCUGUCAGAGUACUGCCGACGGGCAUACAAAAAGGUGCACAUCACCCGAAUGGAGGAGCGACGCACCACCAUCUGUCAGAGGGAGAACAGCUUCUACGUGGACACGGUGCGGGCCUUCCGUGAUCGUCGCUACGAGUACAAGGCGUUAAACAAGACGGCCAAGAAGCAGCUCUCGGACGCUCAGUCUUCGGGUGAUGUGAGCGCCAUUAAGUCGGCCAACAGCCGCGUGGUGCUCUACGACUCGCUACAGCUGGCGCACAAGUGCAUCCUCAACUCCUUCUACGGAUACGUCAUGCGAAAAGGAGCGCGUUGGCACAGUAUGGAGAUGGCCGGUAUUGUGUGCUACACGGGUGCCGGACUAAUCACCCGAGCCAGGGAGAUCAUCGAACAGGUGGGUCGUCCGCUGGAGCUGGACACUGACGGCAUCUGGUGCAUCCUGCCGGCCUCCUUCCCCGAGAACUACGUCAUCAAGACGACCAACCCCAAGAAGGCCAAGGUCACCAUCAGCUUUCCGAACGCGGUGCUCAACCUGAUGGUGAAGGAUCACUUCACCAACGACCAGUAUCACGACCUGGCUGACGCCCAGUCUUUGAGCUACACCGUGCGGGAGGAAAACUCCAUCUUCUUCGAGGUGGACGGUCCCUAUCUGGCCAUGGUGCUACCCGCCUCAAAGGAGGAGGGCAAGAAACUAAAGAAACGCUACGCCGUCUUCAACUUCGACGGAUCGCUGGCAGAGCUGAAAGGUUUCGAGGUGAAGCGUCGUGGCGAGCUGCAGCUCAUCAAGAUCUUCCAGUCGUCCGUGUUCGAGGCAUUCCUCAAAGGCUCCACUCUGGAGCAGGUGUAUGAGAGUGUGGCCAAGAUCGCCGACUACUGGCUGGACGUGCUCUACAGCAAGGGCGCCAACAUGCCGGACUCUGAGCUGUUUGAGCUGAUUGCCGAGAACCGCAGCAUGUCGCGCAGUCUGGCCGACUACGGCGCCCAAAAGUCCACCUCCAUCAGUACGGCCCGACGGCUGGCGGAGUUCCUCGGGGACGAGAUUGUCAAGGAGGCCGGCCUGGCCUGCCAGUACAUCAUCAGCAAGAAACCCGAGGGAGCGCCCGUCACCGAGAGAGCGGUGCCUCUGGCGAUUUUCCAGGCAGAGCCGAGUGUGAAGCGCCACUACCUACGCCGCUGGCUCAAAGACUCGUCGCUGAAGGAUUUCGACAUCCGUCAGAUCCUGGACUGGAGCUACUACAUCGAGCGGCUGGGCGGCACCAUUCAGAAGAUCAUCACCAUUCCGGCCGCCCUGCAGGGGGUGCCGAACCCGGUACCCCGCGUCCAGCAUCCCGACUGGCUUCACAAGAGGAUGAUCGAGAAAAACGACACGCUCAAACAGCGCAAAAUAUCGGACAUGUUCCGCGCCGGGCCGGCGCUGCCGCAGCAGCCGCGGGAGCCACGGGACGGUGGCGAGACGGAUGGUGCGCCGUGCAGUGACAUUGAGGACCUGGGCGGCCCGUCCUCAGCCGGGCCCACCGGUAACCGGCCGAUGGUCACCAAACGGAAACGGGCCGCGUCCGGCACGGACGCCGCCGAGCUGACACAGAACUGGCGCGUGACGCUCGGAUCGCCGCCCACCAUGGGCGACAAUAAGGAGUCGAUGCUCGCCUGGCUGGCGUUCCACAAGCGCAAGUGGGCUAUACAGCGUCGCCAGCGUCAGGAGCGGCAGAAGCGGGCGCGCGUGGCGGCCGGCGGCGGAGAGCUGCCCCUGGUCACCUCCGUGGCGGGCGCUGGCGGCGGGCCGCGCGCCACCACCCUGGGCGGCUUCCUGCGCCGGGCGCAGCGCACCGUACUCGACACACCCUGGCAGCUGAUCCAGGUGGUGCCCACGGGCACGGCCGGCCUGUACCGGCUCUGGUGUCUAGUCGGCGGCGACCUGCACCUCAUCAAGCUGGUGGUGCCGCGCAUUUUCUACGUGAACCAGCGCACGGCCAAGCCGAGCUCAGAGGGCGAGCUGUGGCGCCGGUGUGUGAAGACGCUGCCACGCUCUCACCCGGUGUACCAUCUCUACGAAUACGCCGUGCCGGAGGAUGUGUACCGGGAGCACAGCAAUGAGCUGAUGGCGAACCUGUCCGCGCCCGACAUCGAGGGAAUCUACGAGACCCAGCUGCCGGCCCUGUUCAGAAUCGUCUCCCAGCUCGGCUGUGUUGUCCAGGUGGACCCUCGGUUCCACCGUCAGCUCUCAGCAGCCGAGACGGACACGUUCGAGCUGAACCACCUGAUGUUUACACCGGUAAACCAAUACCGGUACUUGGAGUCGGGCAGCUGCCGGCACCUGUUCCUCUACCAGUACCGCAGCGGACAACGCGCCCUGUUCGGACUGUUCAUGCCGCCGGCAGGACGCGCGCUGGUCGUGCUCGUGAACACGGAGCGCUCCAACCAGAUGCCCAACCUGCGCACCUUGUACGCCGCCGAACGAGACGGAAAGCUGUCCCGCGGCACACCGGCCGACUCCCUGCCGCCGGAGGAGCUCAGCUUCCAGAUUCAGCUGGAGACCACCGAGCAGGCGGCCUACCGGUCGCUGACGCGCGCCCUGCAGGCCUACAAGGACGAGAAGCGCGGUCCGACCGUCAUCGCCGUACAGUCCUACCUCGAGUUCGGCGCGCUGUACAGCGUGCUGCCGAUCGCCGGCGACUUCCCUCUGGCACCGAUCCAUGUGGCCGACUCAGACCAGCUGUUUGCCGGCCUGGAGUGGCAGCGGGUGGGCGCUCGCGCCAUGCUGCGCCACUUCCUCAACUCGCCCGUCAUACUGGAGACCACCAUACAGCAGUGCAGGUACUUCCACGUGCCGGUGGGUAACCUGCCGGCCGACGCCACCCUGUUUGGUGAGGACCUGUUUUACGCACGCCACCUGCGUAAACACAACCACGUGCUGUGGGCGUCACCGACUGAGCGACCCGACCUCGGCGGCAAGGAGGCCGACGAUCAGAGGCUACUGAUCGAGGGUGAGGAGCUGAGCCGGUCGGACAUCAACUGCGCCGGCGCGUACGAGACCAUCUGCCUGGAGCUGGACGUGGAGAGUUUGGCGCCCACCGCCAUCCUGCAGUCGCAGCACAUCAGCGAGGCCGAAGGCAUCAGCUCGUACGUGGCGUUCGACGCGGCGCCGCAGGUCUCGCUGGAGGAGAUGCUGGCGGGACAGACGCCGCAGAUGGCCUCCUAUGACGAGUCGGUCCUCAGCUACGGCGCAUUCAAGGUUCUGAGGGCGAUGGUCCACUCGCUACUACUGGACGUGACGCAGCACCAGAACGUGUUCGCUGACUACCAGAUGGUCCACCUGUACCGGUGGCUGAGGAGUCCCAACUCUCUGAUGUACGAUCCGGCGCUGAAGAAGAUCCUGCACGUGGUGAUGAAGAAGCUGUUCCUCCAGCUGAUCUCGGAGCUGAAGCGACUCGGUGCCGUCAUUGUCUACGCCAACUUCAACAAGAUCAUAGUGUGUACGAAGAAGCGCACGGUGCCGGACGCGCUGGCCUACAUGGACUACGUGUUGGGCUCGGUGCGCUCCAAGGAGCUGUUCCAGGGAAUGGAGAUCACGUAUGCCCACUGCUGGGAGUACCUGCUGUGGCUGGACCCGGCCAACUUUGGCGGCGUGCGGGGCGUGCUGCCCAAGACGACCGCGUCCUUGGAGGGCGAGGACGGCCGGCAGUCCUCAGAGGACGCGGCGCCGCAGUCGGAGGACGUCGCGCUGGCCGACACAGAGGACGACGAUGAGGGGCUGGCCGUGGAGAUGUCGUGGAACAUGAGCCACUACCUGCCGGAGGAGGGCGCCUGCCAGGCCAACUUUGCCACCAUCGUGGCCAGCUACAUCUCGGCCGUGUACCAGCAGAUCGCCGCUGAGGUGGACGCCCUCACGCCCGGUCGGACCCCCGUGCGGCGGCGGGUCUCCAGCCAGCCGCAGGCCAAGUUCCAGGAUGCUGUCGAGUUCGCCAAGAACCUCAUCACCGGGGAGAUGGCUCAGAAACUCUUCAUGAUCACGCAGAAGAUGCAGAGGAAGUUGCACUCGACGCGCGGCGCCGAGCCGAACCCACUGUUCCCUCAGCUACCCGGCUCGCACCUCCUGCUGCAGAACCCGGCGCUCGAGUUCGUCAAGGCCAUCUGCAAGGUGCUCUCGCUCGACCAGCACGUGGAAGCCGAGGUGACCAAGCUGCGCCGAGACCUGCUCAAACUGAUCGGGGUGGGCGAGUUUAGCCCGGAGGCGGAGUGGGUGGACCCGUGCGUCUCGCACGUGCUGCCCGAGGUCAUCUGUAAGGCGUGCAACCACUGCCGCGACGUGGACCUCUGUCAGGAUACACAUGUGUCCGAGAGCGGGGGAAGGCCGUGCUGGCAGUGUCCCCUCUGUGAAACGCCCUACGACCAGCACGAGAUCGAGCACGCGCUGCUGGCCGUCCUCCAGAGGAGUCUGGUGGCGUUCGUACUGCAGGAUCUGCAGUGUGUCAAGUGCAAACAGGUGAAACAGCUCAACAUGUCGGCCAUCUGCGAGUGUGCCGGCGAGUACCGCGGUCUGGAGAGCCGAACCCAUCUCAUCAGUCGGCUGCGGGUCUUCCGGAACAUCGCCCAGUCGUUUGAUAUGCCCAUUCUGCUGGAGCAUGUCGGCUGGACGCUGCAGCACUGCAGCGCCGCCUAGCGGAUGAUUGGUGGACUGAGAGCGCCGUUGUGGUCGCUAGAUGUCAGUGGCCGUGAUGAUUGAUGUCCCAGCUUGAGAUGCCUGUGUGUCAGUGCGCCUUUUGAGUCAUUGUCACUUAUGCAGAAGUCUUUUUGUGACUUCAACGAUGUAAUUGAAGACAUUUUGUGGUCUGAAUGGCCUUUCACCGAAUGUGAUGUGAUCUUUUACAGGAGUGUUGAUUCAUUUUGUCAACGCUACCUGCGCGUCUAAUGCGGUGUAUGACGUAUGUUGUUUGUUCUCAUAUACAAACCGUUUUCUAA